This is a messenger RNA of Onychomys torridus (southern grasshopper mouse), 4121 nucleotides long. It is a transcript of the gene Ripor3, whose product is annotated as RIPOR family member 3. The coding region runs from base 187 to 3003 and encodes 938 amino acids. The transcript has 22 exons. The record is from RefSeq and is a predicted model, not a curated record. NCBI's taxonomy places the organism in Eukaryota, Metazoa, Chordata, Mammalia, Rodentia, Cricetidae.
UCUAUCGCAGCGGCCAGAGCUGGGGACAGCCGGAUACAGGGGCCACCGAGUGCAUUCCCAGAACCAGCACUCGCGGUGGCCAGCGGGCUGCGAGGAGCUCCGCCUGCCCGCGGACAGCGACAGCCAGCCGGCGCAGGACCGUGGGGCUCCGUCCGGGAGGUCCAGACCUGCUCCACGGUGACAGCCAUGUCUGUGAGGUUGCGCUUCCUGUCUCAUGGGGAUGCCGGGGCUGUGGGGACCGUGGGCCGCAGCGCCUCCUUUGCUGGCUUCAGCGCACAAAGCCGGAGGGUCUCAAAGUCCAUCAACAGGAACUCUGUGAGGUCACGGCUGCCGGCCAAGUCCUCCAAGGCGUAUGGAACACUGCGCAAGGGCUCGCUCUGCCUGGACCCCCGGCCGCAGCAGGUGAAGAAGAUCUUUGAUGCUUUGAAGAGAGGCCUCAGGGAACACCUGUGUGAGCAGCAGGCUGAGCUGGAUUACCUGUGUGGACGACACACGGACACCCAGAGGAGCUCCAGGCUGGCUUUCUACUACGAUCUGGACAAGAAGCAAACACGCUUGGUUGAGAGACACAUCCGGAAGGUGGAGUUCCACAUCAGUAAGGUGGAUGAGCUCUAUGAAGGCUAUUGUAUCCAGUGGCGUCUGCGAGAUGGUGCCUCCAACAUGCAGCGUGCCUUCAGCAACAGCACCCAGAGUCGCGCCUCCCGUGAGAGCCUGCAGGAGUUGGGCCGCAGCCUCCAGGAGUGCAUGGAGGACAUGUGUCUCAUAGAGGGGGCCUUGGAAGUUCACCUGGGCGAGUUCCACGUGAAGAUGAAGGGCUUGGUGGGCUAUGCACGCCUCUGUCCCGGAGACCAGUAUGAGGUGCUCAUGCGCCUGGGCCGUCAGCGGUGGCGGCUAAAGGGCCGGAUAGAGCCAGAUGACAGCCAGACCUGGGAUGAGGAGGAGAAGGCCUUUGUGCCCACAGUGCAUGAGAACCUUGAGAUCAAGGUAACCGAGCUUCGAGGCCUGAGCUCAAUGGUGGUGGGUGCUGUGACAUGCGACAUCGCCGACUUCUUCACAGCCCGACCACAGCUUGUGGUGGUGGACAUCACUGAGUUGGGCACCAUCAAGCUGCAGCUGGAACUGCUGUGGAACCCCUUGGACUCUGAGUGCCAACUGGUGUCACCCAGCCCCACUGGCAGGUUCUCCAUGGGCAGCAGGAAGGGCUCCCUGUACACCUGGACACCACCCAGCACCCCCAGUUUCCGGGACAAAUACUACCUGUCUGUAGUCCGGCAGCCGGUGCAGCAGGCCUUGCUGCUAGGUGGGCCCAGGGCCACCUCCAUCCUCGGCUACCUGUCUGACAGUGAGCUCCAGGGCCCCCGCCUGCGGAGCCAGAGCCAGGAGCUACUUGAGAUGGACUCCUUCAGCUCUGAGGACCCCAGAGACACUGAGACCAGCACUUCAGCAUCUACCUCAGAUGUGGGCUUCCUGUCCAUGCCUGCGGUACCCACAGCUUGCAUAGAAGAGGGGGCCAAGGAGGAGCCCCCACCCUUGGGCCUGCUGCCAGGCCUGGCUCAUCCGGUUGGGGGUGUGCUGGUGGAGCAGCCUGGCUGGAGGGACUUGGGAGGAGAGAGGCUGACCCUGCUGCAAGAUGCCCCAGUCCACAGUCGUGUGGUGCCACAGAGCCGGAGCCGGCAGGGCCAGGAGGAAGGAGCUGGGGACGGAGUGGAGAGGCCUGUGCAGGAGGUCCUGGACCUGCUGCGCUCUGCAGACCCUGCACAGCCCCAGCUCCGGGAGCUGGAAUAUCAAGUCCUUGGCUUCAGGGACCGGCUGAAGCCCCGAGGGGUGCAGCCAGAAGCUGUAUCAGUACAGAGCCUGAUGGACUGUAUCCUCGAGAGCUUUGCCUUUCUGAAUGCCGACCUUGCCAGUGAUGAGAUGUCCCUGUUUGGGGGCUCCCAGGCUCCUGAGAAGGACAGCCCCCCGCCCCCUCGGCCAUCAUUGAAGGUGUCAUCCAGUGAGCUCACAGCUGGUGCCCCUGAGCUGGACACACUGCUCACCGUCCACCUUCAAGUCUGCAAAGCCUUGCUUCAGAAACUGGCCUCCCCUAACUUAUCAACAAUGGUCCAGGACUGCCUCCUGGAGGAAGCAGAGCAGCAAAGGCAUGUUCUGGAACUGCUUUCAGACCUUGACUUUGAGCAGGUCAGCAAGGCCAGGUCGGUUGAAGAGAUCAUCCCACAGGCUCCUCACAGGAAGGGUGGCUUGGCACUGUGGCAAGGGUGCACACAGCCUGGCGGAGUCCUGGCUUGCCCUUCCUCCACACUCCUCAGCCAGCUUAAGAAGAUGUUCCUACAUCGAGUCCGAGGGAAGUACCCAGGCCAGCUGGAAAUAGUGUGUCGCAGGCUCCUGGAGCAGGUGGUCGGCUGUGGUGGGCUGUUGGCCACAGCGGGGCUCCAGGAAGAGCAGAUGGUCACCUGGUUCCAGUUCCAUAGCUACCUGCAGCGGCAGAACGUCUCCGACCUGGAGAAACACCUCAGCCAGCUCACCAAGGAAGUUACUCUCAUUGAGGAGCUUCAGUGUGCAGGCCCAGCCAAGGCCUUGAGGAAGCUGCACGGGAAACGUCUGGGCCAGCUGCAGCCCCUGCCCCAGACACUUCAAGCUUGGGCACUGCUGCAGCUGGAUGGACCCCCGAGGCUCUACAGGGCUGCCAGAGCACGCCUGGCCAGUGCAGCCAGGAAUAGAAGCUUCCGGGAAAAGGCUCUGUUGUUCUACACCAACGCCUUGAAUGACAGUGACGCCAAGGUCCAGCAGGCAGCGUGCAUGGCGCUGCAGCAGCUUGGGGGCAUCGAAAGCAUUGACCAGAUCGCCAGCCUGUGUCGGUCUGACCUGGAGGCCGUACGAGUGACCGCUCGGGAAGCAACACUGUCAUUUGGUGAGAAAGGCCGCCUAGCUUUUGAGAAGAUGGACAAACUCCACUCACAACAAGCAAUCUACCAGGAAGCAGAUGUUGAAAUCACAAUUUUCUAAGAAGCUACGAUCACUGAGCUCCGAUCCAGUACCAUUCUUCCUUGAUGCUGUCCAGCUUCCAAAGUGCCCAAGUUUUGGACUGAGCACCUGAGGCACUCCUUCACAAAUGUGGGCUGGUCAGCAUGGCUACCCGAGGUUUGGGUCAGUACCUAGCCUGAGGGCACAGUGGUGCACUCAGAGCAGGAGAAAGUGGUAUGUGGGACCUCUGAGGCUGUGGCCUCCCCAAAUGCUGGUUUUGUCUGUCCUGCCUUCCUGGGGUGCAGUGCCAGGGGCAGCUGGCACUGGCUGAGGAUCAAGGGUCCAAGACAAGAUGAAGCUCCAAGACAGACAUGCAGACAGAGCAGGGGCAGAACUGGUCUGAUAAACAUAGGCUGAGACAGCUGGCUGGUGGACAGGCCCACUUUCCAGCACAUGCCAACCUGAGGCCCAUUAGGUGAAUUGUUCAGAAACCAGAGCUGAGGUGAGGUUUUCAUUGAGGCUAUGGGUUUCCUACUUCAGCGAAUAAACCACUCAAAACAGGGUAUCUGAGAUGCCCAUGAGGGGCCAAGUGGCUCUUGGGGUUGACUUGGACUCACCCAUUUAAGAGUUGCGUGGGCCACGUGUGCUGACUUACCUUGGUAUUUAUUUCAUGCCCUCAUUCGUGUCCAUUUUCUGAAAUCUCAGUUAAAAACUCUGUAGUGUAUGGUUACCAAGUAGAUAAGGUUGUGUCUAUACAGCCACACAGAAGAGGGUAGCCAGGGCCACAGGGCUCUGCAGGACCCAUUGAGGAUCCUCCCUACACUCUUGAUUCCUAAGGCUCAUGGCAGGCUGCCCUACCCUGGGGAUACUUUAAGGACACCCCAGGCCUUUGCCAAGGCUUUGCCCCACUGGAGUUAUCCCAGUUACACAUUACGCCAGUGUUCUCUGUGAAGCUCAGACACUAUUUUCAUACCUGAAGCUUUCAGUUGUGACAGUGGGCACUGCGCUUCCAUUGUUCUGUGGCUCCAGGACCACAGCAGGGACCACUUACCACACAAACCAUUGUGAAGCCUUGAGAGGUACAGGGCUGUGCUUUCUUUUUUGCAGGAGGGGACGGUGGUGGUGGUGGCAUUAAGACAGGGUUUCUGUGUGGCCCUGGC